AUGCGAGACACCGCGCGAUCCCCGCUAUGCCUGGUUGGAGACGCCGCAAGAUAUGGCGAAAAGUCGAGUCUUUGCGAUGCGAGACACCGCGCGAUCCCCGCUAUGCCUGGUUGGAGACGCCGCAAGAUAUGGCUGCUAGUCGAUGUCUGUCACGUUCUUGUUGUCAGUUUCUAUCCGGAUUUCCCGAAUGGGUGUCGGAGUGAUUAUGGUAGACUAACACUAAACGAACCUCCAUCUCCUUCGUGGUUUGAUGAAGUCGAGCAAUCUUCUCUUUUGAAUGAUCACCCCGUUCCAUCUCCACUGGGCAACUCCAGUCGAGCAACGAGUUCCUCCGAUUGGCUCCAUCCAACCCCCAAUUCUUGUGUUCAGGCAGAUAUCCUGACUGUUGUUCCUUCAACAGGUGCUGUCUCUGCAGUCACGACUACCCCUUUCGCUCCUCUACCAUCUGAUGAAAGAUCUCCAUGCGUUGAAGUUGCUAAAACUCCUGCCCUAGGACAAGAUUGGUCGACCUUAUCAGAUGUACAGUCAUCUUCAGACCAUGUAGUGAUUACUAGGCGACUGUAUGAAUUAAUGCAAAAUGUUUGUGAUGCCAUCGAAUCCCUCCCCAUGAAUAAGCUUCUCGCCUGCUUUGGAGACAAUCUUACAACAAUUAGUCAGUUUCUUCAUGAGCGAAAUAACAAAGGAAUGGAACCAACGAGUGCGACAGCUAACUAUACAUUUGUGGAUCCAAUCACAUCCCCGAUCAGACCCAGUCGAAUGGAACCUAAAAAACCAUCCACCCCCUCUACACUCCGUGAAGCAAUGGCAUCAGCUUGCAAACCCACAACUCCAAUCAACCAGGCUCGACUACCGCCUACUAGUUCUUCGAUUUCACGUACUGAGGACAGCUGGGGCGAUUUCGAUUUCGGCGAAAGUAUUAUUAAAACCACUCGGAAACCAGUUCAGUCUGUGCCUGGUGAAUCGGUCGAGAAGCUUCCAAAGCCACCACAAACAACCCAUUUAGUUGAAGCCACAAGACCAGUCCUACAUGCAGAUACUGGUGAAGGUGGUGUUUUUCUCCCUUUGUCCACCACAUUUUCUAAGUGGGAGGCACCAGUUUCUGCAUCGCACCGAGAUGAUCAUCCGGAUGAUGGUUCUACAGGAGAGUUCGAUGGCACGGAUAAAUUUCCCCAUUCUGAGAAGGUGAUGGAGGCGUUUAGCAAGUUAUUUGGGUUGAAGUCCUUUCGUCGCAACCAGCUCCAGGCCAUCAACGCUGCUUUGCUUGGUCUCGAUUGCUUUGUCAUCAUGCCUACAGGUGGUGGAAAAAGUUUGUGCUACCAGUUGCCGGCUGCUGUCCAAGAUGGGUUGACUUUGGUGAUUUCUCCCCUGAAAGCACUGGUUUUGGAUCAAGUAACCAAGAUGCAGUCUCUCGGGAUUGUUGCUGCACAUUUGACGGGGGAAGCAACCAUGACCGAAUCCGAUCGAGUGUAUGCUUCGCUACACUUGGCCACGCUACGCACAAAACUGUUGUACGUCACCCCUGAAAAGAUAGCCGCUUCGGAUAAACUGAAGGGUUGUUUGGAGCAACUAUACCGACGUAACUUACUACAGCGGUUCGUGAUCGAUGAGGCACACUGUGUGAGCCAGUGGGGUCAUGAUUUUCGACCGGACUACCGUAAUCUCAGCAUCCUUCGUACCAAUUUCCCGAAAGUACCAAUGAUGGCCAUGACAGCUACCGCCACUCCCAGAGUACGGGAAGACAUAUUACAUCAACUCAAAAUGAAAAACACCAAAUGGUUCAUUCAAAGCUUCAAUCGGACAAACCUCAAGUUCGAAGUUCGGCCGAAAAAGGUCAAGAGUUGCACGAAGGAGAUCAUUGAAGUCAUCCAUUCGGAAUUCCCUAGACGAUCGGGCAUAGUUUACUGCCUCUCCCGCCGUGAAUGUGACUUGGUAGCUGAAGAAUUGAGUCGUGCUGGUCUUGCCGCUUCUGCAUAUCAUGCGGGUAUGACUGACGCUCAGCGACGUCGUAUCCAAGAAGCAUGGAUCCAAGAAGAUAAAUGCAAGAUUGUGUGUGCAACCAUCGCCUUUGGGAUGGGAAUUGAUAAACCGGACGUGCGUUUUGUGAUUCAUCACUCUCUACCUAAAUCCAUCGAAGGAUAUUACCAAGAAGCUGGUCGUUCUGGUCGCGAUGGCCUUCCUGCUACUUGUAUCCUCUACUACCACUGGCAUGAUGUGGUUCGUCUGCGGAAGCUUAUUCAAGGUGAUACUCCUGGAUCCAAUACAUUCGCCAACAUCCAGCUACACGAGGAAGCCUUAUUUCGAAUGGUUUCUUACUGUGAGAACCAGAUUGAUUGUCGUCGUCGCCAAAUUUUAUCCCAUUUCGGCGAGGCUUUUGAUGCGGCUGACUGCGGUUUGGUGGUGGGUUGCAUGUGUGACAACUGCCAGCAGGCUGAUCGACGACGUCUGGAGCAACGAGAUGUAACAGAAGACGCUGUCUUGAUCGUGCGAGCUGUAGACGGCUUUGUUCGAUCGCGCCGUAAUGUCACCAUCAACUACUGUGUGGAUGUCUUUCGCGGGGCACAAACCAGCCAGAUCCAACGUGCUCAGGACAACCUUAAUCCCUUGUACAACCGAGGAGCUUCAUAUUCCAAGACAGAUGCAGAACGACUUUUCCAUCGUUUGGUAGCCGAAAGCGUCCUGUACGAGGAGUUGACUGUGACUCAUCAAGACCACGUAGUUGCAUACGUCCGCCCUGGCUCGAAAGCUGUACGACUACUGGAAGGUUCCCUGAAGAUACAUCUACCUAUCAGUAUGCCAAGCCGGCCGGGAGCAGCGGAAGCAAAAAUGAUUGGCCGCGAGCCAGAAGAUCGCUACGCAAAGAUCCGCAAUGAAUGUUACGAGGAGUUGGUACAAGUCGCAAAACAACUGACCUCGGAGCAAGGCAUUUCAAACUACGCAACCGUAUUUCCCAACGAGAUGUUACUCGAAAUGGCUGCGCAUUUGCCGACUACGAGAGAAGAAUUGCUACAGGUUCCUCAGUGUACCGAAUACAAGCUGAACCGAUUCAAUGCACAAGAUCGGUUUUUGGAAAUCACAUUGAAUUAUUUGUCCAUUCUGGGGGCCCUUAAAUCGGAAGAGCAACAACAGGAAGCACAGUUGACAUCAGCUGCCCCUGAUUUCGCCACUUUUCCAUCACGAUCACAGUGGAACUCGACCAAACCCCGAGGGCGAUCCAAAAAGGCAUCCUCACAUUAUUUUAAACGCGGCGGUGGCAAAGCCAGUUACUUGUUCGGGAAAUAUCAAAAUAAAGCUACAGCCCGUAACAGUCAGCAGCAGAGUUCAACCUCAACUAAUGGAUGGAAGCGAAAAGCUCCAGAGCCCUUGCCAACAACCAAUGCAUUUCAACCGAAACUUAUGAAACUAUCCGUUAAAAGAGAAUAAAACUAUAGGCAGUAUUUGACUGAACAGACUUAUUUUGCAUUUGUUUUUUACCGUUUUGAAAACCUAGCUACAGAUAAAUACUUGUACUCUUCG
Molecule: messenger RNA, 3513 nt
Organism: Opisthorchis viverrini
Lineage: Eukaryota; Metazoa; Platyhelminthes; Trematoda; Opisthorchiida; Opisthorchiidae
Exons: 18
Coding region: 1-3420 (1139 amino acids)
Biological process (GO): double-strand break repair via homologous recombination; DNA replication
Cellular component (GO): nucleus; chromosome; cytoplasm
Molecular function (GO): 3'-5' DNA helicase activity; four-way junction helicase activity; nucleic acid binding
Source: RefSeq, a predicted model, not a curated record